CUUCCCGCCACGACCGCCGCCAGGCUCGGGUUCAGGCUAUCGACUAUAUACGCUCCCUUACGCAUCUGCUCGCCAGCAAAAUGAACAGAGCGGUCGAAGAACUCAGGUCUGCGUCACACCUUCGCUUCGAGAGUCCUGAGCCCGAGUCUCGGCAAGGCAGGAGAAAUGUGCGUGCGGCAGGCGUACAGCUCCUUGACGCGGACGGCGCGAUUUCUGUAGAGCUGGAAGCGUGUCUCGCUCACAUAUUCGCGAAAUACUGCACACCGCGGCCUGAGAAACAACCUGGUCUACUCGUGCCGCCACCGAGCGCGUACCUUUCAUCGGAAGGCCUUGACAACUGGGCAAGGGAUACCAACGGUGCAGCAUUUGACAGUGAUUCUAAAGAGGAGCUGCUCAUGUUCAUGGAUUGCACGGACGAGGGCGGGUUGACCUUUGAUGGUUUCCUGCAAGUUUAUCAGCUUCAGACAUAUAUUGACCAGUCAUGUCUGGUGUAA
This is a messenger RNA of Phanerochaete carnosa HHB-10118-sp, 494 nucleotides long. RefSeq lists its product as uncharacterized. The record is from RefSeq and is a predicted model, not a curated record. Bases 81 to 494 code for a protein of 137 amino acids. NCBI's taxonomy places the organism in Eukaryota, Fungi, Basidiomycota, Agaricomycetes, Polyporales, Phanerochaetaceae. The transcript has 3 exons.